AUGCGACCCUUACACUACGCUGCCUGGCAAGGGAAGAAGGAACCCAUGAAGCUGGUGCUGAAGGCCGGCUCCUCGGUCAACAUCCCGUCGGACGAGGGACAGAUCCCUUUGCACUUGGCAGCCCAGCACGGACACUACGAUGUGUCAGAAAUGCUCCUUCAGCACCAGUCCAACCCCUGCAUACUGGACAACAGUGGGAAGACUCCUCUGGACCUGGCCUGCGAGUUUGGCCGUGUUGGGGUGGUGCAGCUGCUUCUGAACAGCAACAUGUGUGCAGCCCUGUUGGAGCCCAAGCCGGGGGACAUCACUGACCCAAACGGGACCAGCCCACUGCACCUGGCUGCCAAGAAUGGGCACAUUGAUGUCAUCAGGCUUUUGCUCCAGGCCGGCAUAGACAUUAACGUCAGACGAAGGCAGACCGCCUUGCACGAAGCAGCCCUGUGUGGCAAGACGGACGUUGCCCUCUCUCGCCUCCCGCUUCUCUUCUACAGAGCGGGGAUCAAUGCCCACAUCGGAAUACCUCACAGCCAGACUGACCUGGACAUUGUCCAACAGUUCACGGCCACGCAAGCCAGCAAGGAGAUCAAGCGAUGCUGCGAGACGCUUCGGCCCGCCCUGCAGGUCAGGGCCAUGAAAGAUUAUUGCAACAACUAUGACCUGACCAGCCUCAAUGUGAAAACCGGGGACAUAAUCACGGUCCUGGAGCAGCAUGCCGACGGCCGGUGGAAAGGCUGCAUCCAUGACAACCGGACAGGCAACGACCGCGUGGGAUACUUCCCCUCCACCCUGGUCGAAGCCAUCAGUAAACGCACAGGCAAAUAUCACUCCCGGGGGGCUUCCCAGCCUUCUUUGGGGGGGGGGGGGGCCAGCUCAAUCCCCAGAGCCCCUGCAGAAGAAAUCUGGGUGCUCCGGAAGCCCUUCGCAGGAGGCGACCGCAGCAGUGUGGGCAGCACUGGAAGCAUCACCAGUGGACGGAGCUCAGGCAGUGGGCAGAGCACUGGAAGCGGAGGCCAUGGGGCCCUUCACCCUGGCUCAGAAGGAGUGAAGCUGCUGGCAACUGUCCUUUCCCAGAAGGCGUCUGUGCAAGAAUCUGCUGUGAGCGACGGGCCUGCCAAAGCAGUGGAGUCACCCGCAGGUUCUUCCCGGACGCCAGGAUUGGGCAGCGCACCGUACCCCACCCAGCCAUAUGGGGAGCAGCAGGUCAAGAAGGUGGAGCCGCAGUCUGAGGGAAAGAGCUCAGAGGCCGUCUAUCAGUGGCUGUACAAGUUUCAGCUGCAACUCUACGCCUCCAACUUCAUCAACGCUGGUUAUGACAUUCCCACGAUCAGCCGGAUGACUCCCGAGGACCUGACGGCCAUUGGGGUUACCAAGCCAGGACACCGAAAGAAGAUUGCCUCUGAGAUCAACAACCUGAACAUUCCCGAAUGGCUUCCAGAAUACAAGCCAGCAAACCUGGCUCUCUGGCUCUCCAUGAUUGGUCUGGCACAGUAUUAUAAAGUCCUGGUGGAAAAUGGCUACGAGAACAUCGAUUUUAUCACCGAUAUCACUUGGGAGGAUCUGCAGGAGAUCGGCAUCAUCAAACUGGGCCACCAGAAGAAGCUGAUGCUGGCCGUGAAAAAGUUGGCAGAGAUCCAGAAAGCGGAAUAUAUCAAAUAUGAAUCUGGAACGCUGAAGAAAAAGGGUCCCCCACAGUCACAGGACACGGUGGCCAUAGAGUCUCCUCUGCAGGAAACAGCCGAAUGCCAGUCCCCCAAGAUGUCCACUUUCCAGGACAGCGAUCUGAGCAAUGAACUGCAGGUGGCCAUGACAGGCACCAGUGAAGAGGGGCCCGAGAAACAGGCCAACCAUGUGACGCACUUCCGGGAUGAAACUGUCUACCGGCACCCUUCCCGCCUCGUCCACGAGAACAGCCUGAGUGGGAGAGCUAAGCUGAUUAGUAGCUCCCAGGAGCUGCUGGGAGAUGGACCCAAAUCUCCUGGCCCUGCAGCGUCCAAAAGCCAGGAGCACCUAGUGGAAGAGGGGAAGGAGCCUCCGGGCACCCUGCCCAAGGAGGUGCGGAGCCUCCGCCAUGGCCACAGCAUCAAGAGGGCAAGCGUCCCACCAGUGCCUGGGAAACCACGGCAAUCCUUCCCUCCAGCUGCAGGCCACUACACCCCUCCACAAACUCCCACCAAGCCACGCCCGUCCUCUCCUCAGGCUUUCGGGGUGCCCCAUGCCACAGCCAAAGUUAAACCCACGCCACAGUUGCUGCCGCAGAGUGACCGACCCAUGUCCCCUCGCUCACUGCCUCAGUCCCCAACGCACCGAGGCUUCGCCUAUGUCCUGCCGCAACCUGUGGAGGGAGAGGCUCAAGCUGUGGGCCCCUUGGCUCAAGGUGUGCCAGUCCUGCCCAUCUCCAUCCCAGUGCUGUGCCUGCCACCACAGGCUGCAGAGAGUGAGGAGGAGGCAGGUCGGCCCAAGAAGAGAGCCCACAGUCUGAAUCGCUAUGCAAUGUCCGACAGCGAGCAGGAGCGGGACGAGCUGCUGGUGCCAGAUGCCGGGCCCUAUGCCACUGUGCAGCGGAGGGUUGGCCGCAGCCACUCUGUCAGGGCACAGUCGGGUGCUGACAAGAAUGUGAACCGCAGUCAGUCCUUUGCUGUGCGGCCCAAGAAGAAGGGUCCUCCGCCACCACCGCCCAAGCGCUCCAGCUCUGCCAUCUCCAGCAGCAACAUGACAGACGAUUUUAGCAAAGAGGGAGAGGAGGGAGAAGAGCUGGACCAGAGACAGCCGAGUGAAGGGGGCACCGUGGAGACAGGCAGUGCUGGGAGCGUGAAGAGCAUUGCUGCCAUGUUAGAAAUGUCAUCUAUUGGUGGAGGGGGACGGGCUCUUGCCCUGCAAAAGGGGGCUGACGGGUACUACUUGCAGCCUGGUGUGGUUGUACGCUCUGCCAGUCCGGAACAUGCCCGUGUUGCAACUGUUCUGGCCACCGUCAAGCAUAAAGAGGCCAUCGGUCCAGACGGAGAGGUGGUGAACCGCCGACGCACCAUCAGUGGCCCUGUGACUGGUCUUGUGGCAGCCGCUCGACGUGAACGCUCGGACAGCAUCAAGUCUGACACAGUCAAAGACGGUGGCCCUGUGGAACGGCUGCGGGCAGAGCACAGUGGGAGUGCCCCACAGAACGGUUCAGGAGAAAAUAUCCCCUUUGCCGAGGAGGGCAGCCUGACUAUCAAGCAGCGUCCCCGGCAGAUGAGCCUGGCCAAGGCCGAAGGCGGGGAAGGCUUCUCCCUAGGCCAUAGGCACAGCGACCUUUCCAGAGUGGAAGCCAGCGCCACUCUCAAGCGGAGGAUCCGGGCAAAGCAGUGUCAACAGGACAAUAUCAAGUUCAUCCUCACAGAAUCAGAUACGGUGAAGAGGCGGCCAAAGUCGAAAGACAAGGAGCAGGAGCUGGCCCAGCUCUCAGUGUAUCACAAUGGCAUGGGCACGGUCAAGCGCCGGCCGACCUCUGAGAUGAGUAGCCUGGAGGCUGUGGCCCCCCCCAGAGCAGCAAGUGAGGGGGGAGGGGCUUCGGUUCAGAUCCCCCGCGAAGAAACUAAGAAGCCCAUCAAGCCUCCUGUCUCUCCCAAGCCCAUCUUGCCGCCCAAAACCUCAGGGCCUUCCACACCAACCACCAAAAGAGCUCCGAUUCCGGGCCCUGGCAGCCCAGAGGUGAAACGUGUCCAUGGGACCCCACCACCCACAUCUCCAAAGCCUACACCACCCCCAACUGCUCCAAAGCCGAAGGUCCAUCCUGUCCUCCAAUCAGUCAGUGCCAGCUGCACACCAGCACCUUCACCGGCCAAGCAGCUCACCCCCACCAUCAAGCCUUCAAGCACACCUCCUUCCCUCUGCUCCAGCCCAGCUAAGCCUUUGUCCCCUGGAGGGCAGCCUCAACUGACAGUGCCAGUCAAGCCACCUCGCUCCUCCAUGGCUGGGCCCUCAGUGGAGAGCACCGAGAGCGUGCAUCAGAAACUGGAGGAGACCAGCGCUUCUCUGGCUGCUGCUCUGCAAGCGGUGGAGGAGAAGAUCAAGCAAGAGGAUGGACAAGCAGCAGAUUCCACUGCAGAAUCCAAGAGUACCGUCAGCAUCCUGGACGACAUCGGCAGCAUGUUUGAUGAUCUUGCUGACCAGCUAGAUGCCAUGUUGGAAUGAGAGCUGAAGAACAGUCCGGGCCAACCUCAGGAUCUGCCAUGGGCAUAAGGGCACAAUCACCUCCAUGAAGAUCUUCCCUCCUCCAUUUUUUGAGGUUUGCACAAAGAAGACAAGGUUACCUCAGGAUUGUGUUGAAACAAACUGAGAUGCUUGAGAAAGGCUUUCCUCGGGACCUGUUUUGCAAAGCGAAGAGAGGAACCACAUUUGGGUUUCUUCUCCCAUCCCUUCCAAACACCCGUUUGACCUUAGAGAUCACAGCCUGACUGCAGUUCUCCUCCUGCAGCGGAGUCGGAUGUCAGGGCGGCCUGGGAUGGACAGCGCUUCCAUGGCAACGGGAGAAAGUAAGCUUCACACUUUCUUCAGCAGUUUUCCAGGCGAAGCUACUCCAUCCACUCCAAAGUGGAUUCCUUUCCCCUCUCUCCAGAUUCAAUCCUGAGUUGUUACUGUCCCAAUACACUAUCAAAGUAUGUGGCACAAAAUAAGUAUUAGUCUUCUCCGGUUCUUCAUGUUUUCCGUUUGGGGUGAAAAAUCUCGUCUUAGCAAUGACUAUUUUGCCUUCUGUGUUGGGUGUUUCUGAACUGCACACCGCGCUUCCUUCUAUGCCCAGCUCAUGCGCCCAUCUGCCACUGCUGGAGAUGCUGGUAGAGGCAGCCAUGGAAGGAAGGCUUGGGGGAACCUGUGAGUCGGGUUGGGGGUGGGGCGGGGGAACCUUCAGCAAGCUGCAUGCUUCGUUUCUUUGUCCUGAAGGUGUUUGUCUUCUCCUGGUGAUGAUGAAGCUGUGACUGUAAGAAGUUUCGUUUUGUUAACACGUUCCCCUUUGAGAUACAAGCUCUUUUUUUCUGUUGGUUUGCCUUGGAAAGCAUCGUUCCUGGCAAAAGCUGUGCAAAAAGCUUUGGUAUGUUUGCAUGAUCGAUAAAAGUGUUGAAAUAUGAAAAGAAAAUAAAAACUUGGUGGCGGGUGGGUGGGGUAAAAGCAUCCUGGCCAAAAUCUCCUUGUACAUAAGCCCACAGGUGGCUUCUGCGGCUGCCAAAGAUGGAUGGCAAAUCUCUCUCUCUCUCUCUCUUUUAACCCCUCUCUCUUGAGGCAGUUCUGAGCACAGGGACUUGCCCUGCACUUUCUAUUGCUCUAAGGCACUUCUGUCCCAAAGAGUUCGCCACCGAUUGAACCGUUUAGCCUUCUUAACCUGCCACAACCAUUGGGAGCAUGGGUUGGAGAAGACAUCAUUGACCAGACAGUGGACAGAGAGACAAUAAACCAUCUCCAUGUUCUGGAAACCAAGGGCCAGGAUGGUUCUGUAUUCUGGGUGAGGUUUAAUGGAAGAGAGGCAUUGUCUCUUGGUAUUACACCUGCCGUUUCGGAAGUGCCAACUGAACGAGGUUCAGCUGAGGUUGAAUGGAUUGUAACCAUUGGCUAGUAAUGUCUUGUGCUUCUGGCUCAUGGCUGACACUUGAGCCGCAGCUCUUGCCCUGAUUGAUCCUGCGAGGGAUCUGCCGGCAAUCAGUUAGGAGAGGGCUUCUUUGAGAGGAGGAAUCCUACCGAGUGUAGCACUGUUCUUUCUUUCCAGAAAGGGGCAUCUCCCUUCUCCAUCUUCUGGAUAGGUUGGGCAGAAUUGCUGCUUUUCGUGACUUCCCAGGCAGUGAAAGCACCACCACUUGGUAUCAUGGCCAAUUCAUUUUCUAUCUUCAUCCGCCUUGAGGCUUCGUAGAAUGAGGAAACAUCCUAGUGACGGAAGAACAGAGUCUUCUGUCAGUUCGGAGCUGUCUGCUGUCCUCAGGUUCCUUUGGUUUAUUCCACUUGCGAAUUGGAAGGGUCUUGAUAAGGAAAUAGGGGAGACCCUCAACUGCAAGAGGAAUGCUUGAAUGUUGCAGUUAGGGAAGGACUCUGUCUGGCUCCCACUUCUGGCAGAUGAGCUUCUCGGGAUCUCCUGGCUUCGUCAAGUCGCAUGGGAAGGCUCAGAUCGCCCUCCGGCCAUGUUCUCAGUGAGCUGCUCCACAUCAGCUUCCCUUGGUCUUCCUUCUUGUGGAAUUUAUAAAAUGUCCUGAAGGUUUUUUUUUUUGUUGCGUUGCGAUGGCAAGAAACAGCAUUUAACGAGGAAAGGUAGGUCAUCUUACUUGAAAAAUUUGCUGGGCUCUCUAAACCUUGUGCCCACAGGAGCAUCCUCUGUUUUUAAGGCUUUGGGGCAAGUGUCCAAGACACAUUGUCCUUUGUCCAAGGUCAGUGGGAGCAUUCUUAACCCUUUGACUGCUAUUUCCAAAUGACUCCUUUGCCUACAAAGCUCCAUCAAAGGAAAUUCCCCCAAGUACUCAGAAGGAAUUUUGCCAGUGCCUACUUAUUUUUGACUCUUAGAAUGCGUUUCCUAAUCUUUAGCCUAAACUGGCUUUUAAAUGUUUUCAGCUGGUUGUAUUUCUCUCCCUCGUGCUGUUUUUGUACUUCAGAAUAACUGUGGUUAUAUUUCAUAAGUCAUGCCUCUGAGACCAGAAUCAUCACUCGAAUCAUCGUCCUUUCCCAUGGAUGAAAGUACCGAGGUGCUAGCUAGCUUAAGGCUCUUUUUCCUGAACGUCUUAUCUUCUGGGAAUGGAGAACUUACGGGGCGACAAUCUCCAGCUGGGAAUCAAUGGAGCUUCUUUGGAGGAUGAGAGGGGAAAUGCCACGGCCUCCUCUCUUCGCACUCCUGCCGUCUGAUUUGUAGGGCAUCCAUUUUGAUCAUGGGAUUGGAGCCCUCACCUUUCCCCUCUCCUUCCUCUUACCUGGUGUAGAUCUCAGCACUCCCUUGCUGCUGGGUUCUCGGUUCCCUGCACAUUUCAUUCCGCCGUGUUUUGGUUUUGCUUUAUCAAGUCACCUGGCAAUAAAGGAAAACAAAAAGCAAGAGCUACCAUGCUCAGUGAGAACUUGGGAGCUUUUUCUUGCAGACUCUCCUCAAACAACAUGGUGUGGGUGGGGUUCUUGAGCAGGUGGCAUCUCACCCUCUUAUGGCUGUUUUCAGCCAUGCGGAAAAAUACCAGCGAUAGGAACACCACUUGCGCAUGGGGCUACCACAACUUCAUCUUCUCUUAGAAAAUCAGUUUCGUCUUCUUGACUGGCAGCCCAAGCUCCAAAAUGGGACCCGUCCUUCACUUAUGUGAUCAUUGACAUGCUGGGUUCCUUCCUCUUCGUCUAUUCUUCCCGUCUCUCCAUCUGGCAAAAGACUCCAGAAUAAAGCAGCCCAAAGCAACGGAGGCAAUCUCCCUUCGGCUUGCUACACUCCCCACUCAUGGAUUUCAACCCAUGGGCUUGGAGUAAGAUCUCAGGAGAACUCUUCGUCAUCUUCUGGUAGAGCUACCUUUUUUUGAGAGAUGUCAUGGAGCUUUUUCCACCUUAAAAGAGUAGUGUUGAGAUGUGGUGCUGUUUCUUUUAUUAUUUCACUGGUAGAGCUCUCCUCCUGAGACAGCCGUGGAAGGAAUGUUCUUAUGUGUGCAGAGACUGACAUAGCUUUUCCUUUGGAAGGUGAUGAAAGGGAUGAAGAAAAAAAAAAGCUAUAUAAAAAAAGUAUUUAUUGGAAAAAUAAACUAUUUAAGUGGAGUUUCCCCCAGAGAUAAAUAACAAAAGAAGGAAAGGAGUUUAAUAUAUAUUAAAAAAAGAUUUUAAAAUAUUAUCAAUUGUAUAUUGAACAGUUUUAAAAUAUAAGAUUGAAAGAACUGGAGUUUAGCUUGACUAUUAGACUUAUAAUAAGCUGUUUGUCUUGUGAGGUCAUUUAAAAAAAAGUAGCACAAUGUUUAAAAAGGUAGUUUAUCUUUUUCUUUUUUCAAAGCGUGCAAAACAUUAUGUUAUAUGGAUUUUUUUUGCCAUUUUCUUUUUACAGUUUUAUUGAAAAUCAAAGGAUGUGCCUUGUUUUAAGAAGUUUUGUUUACUCCUACCUGAAAAGUGUGCAUUCUUUUGUGUCUUUUUUAAGUUAUCGGAUGUACAUUUAUAUGCGCCUGUGUAUGUUUGUGAGUGUGUGUUGAAGUGCAUGCGUGUGGAAAUCACUAACAUAUGCCCAGCUCUAUAUUAAUAUACAAAUGGGAGUCAAGUCCAGUUAAACUACGGCUAUUAAGCCUGAAACACCCUAUCUAGUUUUCUUGAGCUGCAGUUAUUGAGAGCUAGAAAUGCUGUGUGAAUGCUGAUCCUGUUACUUUUCUUGACUACGGAUAGUCUUUGCUGAUAUCCAAAAUGUGUCUGGCACAACUUUGAAAUUUCUUAAUUAAAAAUAAAAAUAAAAAGGCAACAUAACAAUAGUUGUUGUAAAAAGAAACAAAAUGUAUAAGAAACUAUUCCAAGAUUCUAAUAUAUACAUACUAUAUAUAUAUAUAUAUAUACACAUUAUAUUUUUAUUAUUAAGUUACGGAUACUGUAUUGUCCCCUUCUGUCAAAGCUAUGCAUUUUCUGCUUCUAACCUUCUUUUCUUGCUGCACACAUUCCACCAGUAUUACUCAUAUUAAUAGCUUUGUGGUGGUGUAAUUUAUUUAUUUAUUGUUGCUGCUUCUUUUAAAAAAAAGAAGUUAUCUGGCUAUCAAUAUUUAAAGACAAAAACGGGGAAGGAGCCCCUGCUAGUCUCUAAUACAGAUACAUGACAUUCACUGUUAAAGAAUACUUUUAUUGUUGAGGUCAGAAAAAAUAACCCACCUCGGAGGCACUGACUUUGGGGGCGUGGGCGUGGUGGAGUCUGGCUGCUUUGGUGCUGAGGGGGUGAAGGGUUGGUGCUGCAGCUCACAGUCCAGGCAAGCAGCUGUGUGGAUGCAUUUAUGACCAUCGGUGCUUAAUAAAACGUCCAGAUUAUCUUGGCCCGCUCAACUCGUGUUUUGGCUCCAGCCGCAGGGGAGAAAACGCUUCCGUGGCGUGAUGGGAAAGGGCUGCUGGGUGCCAGCUGGAGCCAUUGUGAAAGCGGCACAUCUUUAUGUAACACAACCAGGAAGCCGGAACGUGCAACAAUCUGUGAAGCCGAUUCUUCUGCCUCUCCCACUUUUUUACAUCGUACUGAGCAAGAAUAUUUGCAGAGGGGAAAAAAACCACUUCCAAUUAUUUGUGUCACUACCAAUCUCCCACCGUAAUUCAAGGUUUUUUUUUUGGGGGGGGGGGCAAUGCAACUAAGGGAGGCCUUUCCUCCCCUCCAAAGAGGCAGAGGUUGCCCUGUCAUUGUCCCCUCAAUUCCUACCUCUAAAUAUUGUCUCAGCAUUUCUCAAGUUGGAUGCAAAGACCAUUCAGGUUUCGUGCUUCAAAGAGCAACCUUAGGAAGCAGCAUUCUGGGAGAUAAGAACGCCACACGUGAUCCUCAGUUAGACCUGAGCAGCUGAAGAGAGAGGUCAUAGGUGCCACUUUAGCUGGCCACACGUGACCCCACGUAGGCCCCUGCCAAGACAAUUCAGACUUUUGGGUGCUGCAAUAAGCCCCUUGUGCUACGUGCAAAUAGUUUUGCAGGCAGUGGGAUAUUCACUGACUAACGGCAACCCAGGAUGUGCUCAUUACAGAUUGGCCAGGGAGCAUUUGAGUGGCCAAAAUCCAUGGAGGUCAGUCUCGAUUUGUUUUGGGAGGAAGGAGCAGGAUUGGGCCCUGCUCCUGAGGAGUUCUGCCCAUUGGCUGAAAAGCUUCAGGUUUGUCAAUGAGUCAUGCUGGCCUAAAACAAUGGUCCAAUUUUAUUGGUAAGGAAGAAAUAAUCCAAAUCUAUAUCACAAUUUUAAAAACAGUAGAAAAUGUCCGUAAAAACACAACUGUCGGCUCUCCUGCUUUUCCCAGGGAGGCCGUGAUGAUGGGAUGCUCUGAAGAAGGGCGGGGGUGGGGGAAGGUUUAGGAUACCUGAUAAGAAGGCUGGACUGGGGACAUAGAAAUCGUACCGGGUUUUUACAUGAGAGGACAAUGGGUUUUAUCCCCGGCUGUG
Thamnophis elegans (Western terrestrial garter snake) is the source of this 10054-nucleotide messenger RNA. RefSeq names its product CASK interacting protein 1 (gene CASKIN1). The record is from RefSeq and is a predicted model, not a curated record. Gene Ontology annotation, molecular function: protein binding. NCBI's taxonomy places the organism in Eukaryota, Metazoa, Chordata, Lepidosauria, Squamata, Natricidae.